AUGGCGCGCAUCCCCCAUGCCGACGAGUCCUCAAGUCAACCUUCAUCUCCAGAAACUCAUUCCGAUAAGGAGAACAACCAAUACUCUUCCCAAAAUCGAAAACGACACCAGGGCCGGACGAUGGCCUCUUCCAGCGCCAACGCGAAGCGGCAGCGGCUAGGGAACAGAACUACAAACAUCCAGGAUUCUGGCCAGUCCCAAAUUCCACCUUCGCAACAAGAUUACACCAAACAAUACUACGACCCAGAUCAAGAUGAAAAGGAAAGACGGCGAAUCCGGAAGGGACUUCGGGACUUAACACGGGAUCUACAUGAUUCCCGGAAUGAAUUCAUGCAGUCUGGCAAUGACGGUCUCCUCCAAACUAUCGAAAAAGCGAACGAACUUUUUCGCGGCGUCAAGCAAACUUCAGACGCGACAAUCGAUUCACGCCUCCUAGUCAGCGCCGCUGAUCUGUCAUAUAAGAAGACGGCGCAGUUAGUUUUAGGGGACGCGUCCGCCGGAAUAGAUGUCGACGAGUUUGUCUCUAAAUGCAUCUCCUUCAUGCGCAACGGCCCCGAGGAUUUCCAAGCAACAUUUCCCAGUAGCACACAACGUCGGCGCACACAAACAUCCAGUAGAAGUCAAGCCGACCCCGAUGAUAGUGAUGAGGAUCAGGGUGAUGCGCUGAACUGGGACUGGCUGGGACGCGCUGCCUGUCUUCGUCAUAAUGCGCGACCGGCUGUGGCCGGUUUCCUUUUAGGACCACUGUCGGUGCAGAAGCGCACGCGACAAAUGGUGCAACGAAAAGCAAGGGAGCGCAUCGAUCCAUCGCAAGCAGUCCGGCCACAAGAGUUACAGGAGCAGGACCUUGAUCGGCAGGAAACUUCAAACCUCACCACUAUCUGCACGAACAUAAAUAAGCUAUUGGCAGAAGUACAGACUGGGGGUCAAGACAUUGUAGACAGGGAAUUAUUGCAGCUGGAGGAUCCUUCCCCGGAAGUAGUCCAGGAAGUGAUGGCUAGGUAUAAUGUUGCCGACGACGGCGGAGUGCCUCUGUUCCACUUUUGUAUCAACCCAAGGUCUUUCGGACAAAGUGUCGAAAACCUGUUUUAUGUCAGCUUCUUGGUUAGGGAUGGCACGGCUGGCAUCUCAACGGACAGUCGUCUGUUACCAACAUUACAUUCUUCGAAGCCAUAUGCGCCGAAUGAGGCACAAAAGAAAGGGGUCCAGAAGCACCAGGCGAUUUUCAGUCUUGAUUUCAAAACUUGGCAGGACUUGGUCGAUGUUUACAGUAUCAAGGAGUCGAUCAUUCCUCAUCGCGAAGAAGAACAAUCUCAGAACACAGCACAGGGCUGGUAUGCAUAG
Messenger RNA from Aspergillus tanneri, 1344 nucleotides. RefSeq names its product non-structural maintenance of chromosomes element 4 family protein (gene NSE4). Gene Ontology annotation, biological process: DNA repair. The record is from RefSeq and is a predicted model, not a curated record. Gene Ontology annotation, cellular component: nucleus; Smc5-Smc6 complex. The transcript is spliced from 3 exons. Bases 1 to 1344 code for a protein of 447 amino acids. NCBI's taxonomy places the organism in Eukaryota, Fungi, Ascomycota, Eurotiomycetes, Eurotiales, Aspergillaceae.